AUGAAUUGGACCGUGGCAGAUUGGCUUAAUUACUUUUCAUCGGUGUUCAAUUUAUUGAAUGUCGCGAUCGGAUCUGGCAUCAUCGGACUUGGAUCUGUCGCUGCAAAUAUGGGGAUCAUUCCUUACAUGGUGUUUAAUGUUCUGGUGGUGGCGAUUUCGAUAUUUACUUUGAAUUUGGUGUGUAAAUCAGCAACAAGAGUUUACAAAUGGGAAGCGGAGAACAACGCAAACGAAAUGCAGAAACUCAACUCGACGCUCGACGAUGAAAUGAAUGAUGAUUGUGAAGAUAUCAUGGAAAGCCGACAUGAUCACAUCAUGACGUCGUUGGAGCACAUCAAAAUCACCGAAUUCGGAAACGACGAGUUGAAACGUAAAGAUCACCCGAUUGCUUAUUCCUACGAAGAUAUAGCCUGUGUUCUUUUCGGAAAGAAAGUGCUCAUCAUGAACAAUAUUUGCAUCUUGUUCUACCUCUUCUCAUGCAUUUGCUCUUACAUGACUCUUAUCAAGGAUACAAUGCCAGAUAUCGCCAUUGGAAUCGUUAAAAUGUUCAACGAAGAAGCAGAGAUUACCAAUCAAUGGUACAAUAAUGGAACUCUUUGGCUCUUUCUAGUUUUUCUUUUAAUUCUCUUCCCACUUGGCUGUUGCAAGCGAAUCGACUUUCUUGGUUUUACCUCAGCGAUUGGCAUGUUCGCUAUGGGUACUUUUGUCGUUAUGAUUGUCGCGAAACAACCUGAAGUCGCUGGAAUGUGCGAAGAUCCAGGAAUCGACUAUCCUUUUAGAAACAAGAACAACUCCGACAUCAUCAAAUUCAACCACAACAUCACGACCGAGUGCGAAGUCAAGUUUGUGAAUCUCAGCUCGCAGUCGAUCUUCUCCGCUGGAAUCUUGAUCUUUGCGUACAUGAGUCAUUGCAACGUGCUGGCUAUUUUUGCGGAAGUCAAGACUCGAUCCUUGGAGAGAAUGAACAAAGUGAUUUACGGCGCGCUUAUUCCCUGCACUGUUCUGUACAUGACUGCUGCCAUCUUUGCCUACUCGUCAUUCUUCAAUCACACGCAGCCCCAACUGAUCCAACUUUACAGUUUUAUUCACACAGAUGGCUCGAACGCAAUUACUGUCUGCAACAUUCUCGUUAUGACUUGCAUCAUAUUUUCAAUUCCACUCGCACUUUACCCGGCUAGGAGCACGCUUUGGAAACUCAUUCAUACUUUCAUGCCAAGUUUUCCAGCGCCAUUUGUCCCCGCUGAGCUCGACCUUCCUCGUGGAAAAGGCCGACCUUUCCCGGCUGCGAUUUUCUACACUUUAAUGGUCUCAAUUUACUUGUUUGUCUUUUGCGUCGUCGUCAGUAACGCGGAUUUCGGCCUCUUCUUGGCUUUGGCUGGCGCUGUCAGUGGAUCGACUGUAAUUAUGAUUUUCCCAACAAUGUUUCACUUGAAAAUGGAAAAUUGGGACUAUAAAUCGUUCGAUAAUUUCUGCGCUUUUAUCAUUUUGAUAUUUGGCGUGUUCAUCCUUUUUGGAAAUACGAGUCUGGUCCUCUACAAAGAACUCUCAGCUUCGGAAUGA
This is a messenger RNA of Oikopleura dioica, 1560 nucleotides long. The record is from the annotation of a GenBank genome assembly. Lineage: Eukaryota; Metazoa; Chordata; Appendicularia; Copelata; Oikopleuridae.